GCCUCCUUUGUUAUAUUUCCAUAGGAAGCUGCCCUCUGCAGACAGCUGCCCAUGGAAGCCGAUACUCUGACAACAGUGCAGGCUGCUGCCAACCCUCCUGCCAUGACCUCAGACAUGAGAUCCAUCUCUAAUAAUAGCUCCGAUCCUUUCCUCAAUGGAGGGCCGUAUCAUUCGAGGGAACAGAGCACUGACAGUGGCCUGGGCUUGGGGUGUUACAGUGUCCCUACCACCCCAGAGGACUUUCUCAACAAUAUGGAUGAAAUGGACACAGGAGAAAACACGGGACCAACGCCCAUGAACAUGAAUCCUCAGCAGACCCGAUUCUCUGAUUUUCUUGACUGUCUUCCAGGAACAAACGUUGACCUAGGAACUUUGGAAUCUGAAGAUCUGAUCCCCCUCUUCAAUGAUGUAGAGUCUGCUUUGAACAAAAGCGAACCCUUUCUAACCUGGCUGUAGUCAGUACUGUUGUAACUGGAUGCAGUGUGACCUGCCUGACAUUUCCUGGGCCUCUUGGAAAAUGCGAGGGAGCAGAGGACUUCAGCAGGUGAACCACUUCCUGCCUCAUGACUCAUGCUCCCUCCUUUCCAUGCGGCUAGCUUAGUGAUUGCCUGGAUUUGAUUGGCAGUAACAAGUUAAACACAAAUAUUUUCUUUACCAUUUUGCAAACUUGCGUUCCUGCAACUAGAUUGUACGAAAUUGUUUCUGCAGAACUGAUUAUGCAGAGUUGCUUCUGUUUUUCUUUCUGCUGCCCCUUGACAACAUUUUAUGGGUGUUAGUUAAAUUUAUACAGGUAUUGAUUAUAAACCAUAAAAAUUGACCACAGGCAGUCACUUCUGAUAGGCAGCUCAGUCCAGGAAAUGUACACAAUAUUAAACCUGUUUUGCAGUUUGAAAAACUAUGCUGAUGACAGUAGUACUAAUACUUUUAAAAGUAUUAACUUGAGCUUUAAAAAUAAUUGUAUGGAUAGUAAGAUUCUGCUGUACGGACACAGUAUAGUUCGGAAUUCAUGCUGGUUCUGAUGGUUCUUAUUACUCUGCAUUUACAUCGGCAUGCACAGUCUAUCCUUUGUGAUUUUAUUGCAGUGUCUAGGCAAUUAGUCCUUUGAGCAGGAGGAACGUCGCCACUUUAGUCACCAUUCGUGCAUUGCAGAUUUUAUGAAAGAGACCAGUUUGGUACUAAUUGUGAGCAUUUAUAAAACAAAACUUUUUAAAACUGCAAAAGUUGGAUCUUUUUAAAAUUGCAGCUUAGGAUUUGAUGUUUAUUUUAUAAAGCACCAAUCAUUUUGUAGCUGGUAACAGUGAGCAGCCAACUGUUUUUGAUAAAUCAGCAACAAUGGUGUUUUUGUUUUUUGAAACUAUUUUGAAAACAUCAGGACAAUAUAGGUGCCAGCCUGAGGGCAGGCGCACCCAGUAAUCUGUUGCUUUUUAAACUCUGGAACCUUGUGUGUUUUGCUUUCAAAAUUUUAAGCAUUUACGAUAAUUUUAUCUAUGAUACUGUUUUGAAGGAUGAAGCAGAUCUCUGACUGACGUUAAAAAAAAAAAAAAACGUCUUCUGAAGGCACAUGGUGGAGACAUAUAUUUCUGAAUUCUGACUUCUAAGUAUAAUACCCUAACUUUGUUUGCUACAGUUAGUAUGAAAAGGCAUGAAAUAUGUACUCAAUACCUCUUAUGUAACCAAAAACGUUUUAUUAUUAGCUUUUAAGGACUGAAAGAAAGCAUCCUGUUCACCUGGUGUGCACUCUGACUGCAUUGCCUAUGAAGUCCUAACUGUUUAAUAUUUUGAACUGACAUUAUUUAUAAUCUAUGAAUUUCAUAUUUGUUUUGAAAGACAUUAAUGAUUCAGGUCUCUUAGAGGAAGCUUUCUGUUCCCAAGAGGGCUUAUUUGUUGGGGAUCUUAAGUAAGAUUUUUCUCGAUCUACCAAACAUACAGGGGCAGAAUCCAUUUGAUCUUGUUGGAAAGAAGGCAAGUGAAAAGGUCAGAGAUGAAGCAGUAAAGUGAAGGAAUAUGGUAGAAAGGAUACUAAUUGUGAAAUGGAGAUAGACUUGUUACAGUACCCCAAAAGCAAGAUGAGCAGGAAGUAGGAGAGGUGCCCUGAAAGAACAAAGUAAUCAUUUUCUCCUACAGCCUUUAUACCCAAAAACUGUUGUAGAGGAAAAGAGAGCCUUGGUGCACUUUAGUGGCAGAAAGUGGGGCAGGGCUGUGAGUGCCCUGUUCAUGUGGACACUGAGCAUGAGAGUGGACAAGAGCAUAAACCUGCUGUUGUGUCCAGCACCGUGGAAUGAUUGCAUUUUCCUGAAAUGGCUUGUGUUCCUCUGAUUCUUUCUCUACGUGCACUGAGAGAGAUGGGGGUAGUUGUUUAUGUUGCUACUAAAGUGAAGGGAGAUCUAUUUCUUUUUCUCUUUUAUUAGCAAAAAUUACAAAAAGAGUUGUACAUUCUUUCUAAGAAAAAGAAAAAAAACAAGGGACCUAACAAAACUGAGCAGUGUUACUGUAUUUUUUAAAAAAUAUUUUUAUAGACUCAUUUUCAGGUUAUUAAAUGUAAAAGAAUAUCCCUCUUUUUUUAAAAAAGGUAGUUAAAAUGAUGCUAUGUAUUAUCAACUUUUAGAAGUAAUUUCCUAGUAAGCUUGUGGCAUUAGAAAAUACUAGAUUUUUUUUUAUGAUGAAAUUAGUUGGAACAUUUAUUAAUGAACACAAUAUUUUUCUAGGAUAAAAUAUGGACCCUGAUUAUGUUUUUACUAAUAGAUAAAAUCAGAAAAUAUUUUUUGUUUGUUUUUAAGACCAUCAAUUUUGGCCUUUAUUAGAGAACACUAAAGUUUGAAAUAUAGAGUAAGAAUGAUUUUUUAAAAGAUUUUUCCUGAUAGUGUGUUAUAAACCCCUCCAGAAUUCAUAAUAAGGUGCUACUUAUACUUUCUUAUUAUAAAAAAACUGCCAGGAUAUCUGGUCUGUUUAGCCCUAAAUCAGUAAACAAACUAUGCCAUUUCAUCUAAUAACCUUGCCAUGGUAAAGGCAUAUUCAAAAUUGAAAUUGAAAAAUAAUUUCAGAGAUAUUUCUUUCAAGGUAAUACUUUUCUAAUAGAAUACAUUUUCUUGAAGUAAAUACAUUGUCAAAACCUUUUGCAAUUCUGCUAAUUGUUAUGAUUCAUCAUAGAAUUUAAGACGUGAAAUGACAUUUCUUUCACUGAUUAUACAAUAUAUGAGAAGCAUGUAAAACAGUAAAAAAAUUUUAGUGUACUGGGGGUGCUAUCAACCCAAGUGGCAGUAAAGUCCUCUGCAGAAGAAGGUGAUUGGAGUGAAAGAAGUGUUGCUAAUUACAAGUUGUGUUCUCAUGACAUAAUUAGAAAGUCAUUUUUGAAAGAGCAACUUUUAUAUAAAAAAAUUAAGCUGUUUAAAAAAAAGGAAAUUGUAGAUUAAUUGGGAAAAUGGCUAUUGACAGAGACUAUUUCCCUAAUACAUUACAUCACUUAUAUGCUAGUUCUUUAACUUUUAAAAAAAUUAUUUUCCACAUUUUGUAAUAUGACAUAUGUGUGUUUAUUUUUAACUUAGAAUGCUAUGCGUACAGAAAGUAUGCAGCCAAAUCAAUCAGGUAAAACCAUGUUACCUAGAGUUUGGUACUGGUUUUGACUUGUCUGAUUCUGUAUAAGAAAAAUAAAUACAAUUGAAUUUCCACUUGGAGGCUUUGCCUUUUCUUUAUUU
Molecule: messenger RNA, 3692 nt
Organism: Talpa occidentalis (Iberian mole)
Lineage: Eukaryota; Metazoa; Chordata; Mammalia; Eulipotyphla; Talpidae
Product: WW domain-containing transcription regulator protein 1-like
Exons: 3
Coding region: 52-456 (134 amino acids)
Biological process (GO): positive regulation of transcription by RNA polymerase II; hippo signaling
Cellular component (GO): cytoplasm; nucleus
Molecular function (GO): transcription corepressor activity; transcription coactivator activity
Source: RefSeq, a predicted model, not a curated record